AUGUUGCUUUUGCUUCUUCUCAUCCCCAUCGUUAUGGCAGAUUCAUUUUGGAUGACCGCCGAUUUGCUGGGAGUGGACUGGAGUGAAGGAUGUCUAACCAAGUCCGGUUGUUCUCAUCCCAGAUUAGACAUACUUGGAGAUCUGCUCCCACUCACUGAGGAGAUCUCCAUCAGUUGGCCUAUUUCUGAGCAUUUCGUGCAGGACACCUCGCGCUCAUUCGUAUCCCACUGGGCGAAAGGCAAGCCGGAAGAUCUGAAGCUCAGAUGCCAGGUGGUUGGCACCGAUCCGCUCUAUGAAUUUCCACGAGUCUGUGACCAUACCUCGUCAGUCCGCGCUUUUCCUGACGGAAUGGAAAAAAUAUUGGAACGGAAACGACGUCAAGCGACGAUCACGACCACUCCAUUGCCAGAAGAGGAACUGGGCAAGAGGCUGAUUGAAAUUCGGGCCAGAUGUUUCAACGCCACCGUAGCGGUGGAGAAACACACAGAGAGAUGUCCAUGGUGCCCAGACUUAUCGGAUGUGGCGCUCAUCGAGCAAAGGGUUAGUCAGUAA
Cylicocyclus nassatus is the source of this 552-nucleotide messenger RNA. NCBI's taxonomy places the organism in Eukaryota, Metazoa, Nematoda, Chromadorea, Rhabditida, Strongylidae. The record is from the annotation of a GenBank genome assembly.